CUCGUCUUUGGUGGAAAUUCGACUCUAUCUAAACGUCCUUGAGUCACUGUCCGGUUGAAAAUUGUAUGUUACCACCGAAUAUGAGUACUAAAUCAGUUUUUCUGAAACCACAUAUACCAUUCAAAUUGGCUGCCUUCAACGUUCGCACACUAAUGCAGAUCGGACAACAGAUAAGGUCGGCUAUGUCUUUAAAAAGUUUUAAUAUCGACGUCUGUUGUCUAUCCGAGACCCGUAUUCAAGACUCUGGUGAAGUACUACAAAUUCGAUCUCCAUCUGUCGCUUCAAAAGCUUGUUUUACGUGCGUUUAUCCAGGGACGCUGUGGCAUCUUCGUCUGGUCUCGUUGGCGUUGGUGUCGCACUAAGCGCUACAACUGAGGCAGCACUAGUCGAUUGGAUCCCCAUCAACAGUCGGUUAUGUGCUGUCAAAUUACAAAGUCCUAUCAAAGUAAGAAGAAAUCAGUGUGAGAAACAAUGGUCUAUCGUCAUCUCCGCCUAUGCUCCGACAGAUUGCAGCCCGGACGCAAUCAACGAUGAAUUCUACCAUCAGUUAACAGUUCUUUUACAGAAAGUGCGUUCGACAGAUAUGGUAGUACUAGCUGGAGACUUGAAUGCUCAGGUCGGGCGUCUAGGCACAGAAGAGAGUCGUUUAGGUGACUGAUGGGGAAUUGUUGACCGCAAGUCAGAUAACGGAGACCGUCUACUGCAACUGUGCACAGACCACAACCUGUUUCUGGCUAGCACUAACUACCGGCACAGUCAUCGCUGAUGUGCCACCUGGCGUCCUCCCUCUGCAUAUCAAGCCUGGACUCAGAUUGAUCACAUCGCGAUCAGCUACCGCUGGCGUGGUUGUGUACAAGACUACCGUUUCUUUUGAAGUACAAAUCUGGACUCUCAUCAUGCACUUGUUUGCGCUAAUCUUACCUUACUUUCCAGUGGCUAACAAAUUCAUCGAUCUAAACAGAUCGAUGUCAGUAAAUUGGUUGCAGCUUCUGCUGCAACUAAAUAUCAAAUCGAGAUAGGUUCAAGGCUAGCUACCAUCCCACCGAAAAGUAUAGAUCAGCACUGGUUGCAUUUGGAUGACGCCAUGAAAAUGGCGAGUAAAGUCGCUUGCGGCUUCACGAAACGUCCACUUUAUAAGCACUGGGUUUCUUCACGCUCCUUACAACUUAUUGAAGCCCGUUGGUCUACUCGGUGGACCGUGAGUUUUUCCACAAACGAUGACUGUUACGUAACGAAAUUGGGCAAAGUUUGCGUAAGGACCGAAAAGCUUGGUGGUCGAGGUGUGCUAAUGAGUUGGAAGCAGCAGCUACAUCUGGUGACUACCGGAAGCUCUUAUCCGAGCCACUGGCAGCAAGAAGUCUGGUGUGAGCGAAACAAUCUGUGAGGAUGAUGGGAUGCCAAUCACUAACACCCAUCGAUGUCUCGGACGAUGGGCAGAGUUCUUCGAAGGGCAGUUCAACUGGUCUGCUGCUCCGGCAACAUCGACCAGACUGUCCUGCCCUCCAAGGCCUGUGUCGACUAAUCCAUCGAAUGAGGCGGAAGUCCACAAAGAACUCCAACUCUUGGAGCGCUACAAAUCACCGGGCCCAGAUGACCUACCUCCGACAUUUCUUAAAGAUGAUGGUGACCUUCUGGUUAAGGAACUGACUGCGUUGUUUACAAAGUUUUGGGAGUUAGAGAGUGUUUCAACAUCGUGCAAUCAGUCCCUAACUUUAAAAGGGUUCACGCAGUCUCUGUAACAACUGUCGAGGAAUAAGUCCACUUUCGAUUGCGUCCAAAUUAUUGGCUUCCGUCAUACUUCAUAGAUCGUUCAAAACCCGAGAAAGAUUGACUCGCGAAGAGCAGGCUGGUUUUCGUUCUGGUCGAGGAUGUAUUGAUCAUAUCUUCACCCUCCACCAAACGUUAGAACACUGUCAUACUUAUCAAAGGCCAACAAUCGUAGUGUAUCUUGACAUCAGGGCUGCCUUCGAUUCGUUGGACAGGACUGUUCUCUGGGAGUGUCUAUUGCAGAAGGGUGUGUCUGAGAAGUCUAUUGACAUCUUAAAAGCCCUAUAUACAAACACCUCCGACAGAGUGAGGACAUACAACCUCCUCUCUCCAUUGUUCCGUUCACACAGUGAGGUUAGGUAGAGUUGCCCAAUCUCACCAUUCCACUUCAACUUUGCUAUCGAUGACCUGGAAACAGCUCUGAUGGAUGUAAGUAAUGGCUGUGUGAAUCCGUUGCCUGGAGAAAGACUACUCGACCUUGAGUAUGCGGAUGAUAUUGUCUUACUGUGCGAUAAUGCCCAAGCCAUACAAUCCGCACUUAAUCAGUUGGUAAUCAAUGUCCGUAGGUACGGCAUGUGCUUUGCACCUUCGAAGUGCAAAGUACUUCUACAAGACUGGCAGGACCCUGAUCCUACACUCACCCUGGGUAGUGAGCAGAUAGAAAUAGUCAAGAAGUUCGUGUAUCUAGGUAGCUGCAUAAGUGCUGGUGGUGGCGUGAGUGAUGAGAUCAAUGGACGUAUAAUGAAAGCCAGAGCGGCUUAUGCCAAUCUGGGCCAUCUUUGACGCCUUCGUGAUGUUAGUCUGGCUGUAAAAGAUCGGAUCUACAACGCGUCGGUGAGAGCACUUUUGCUCCAUGCUUGUGAAACCUGGCCUCUCCGAGUUGAGGAUGUUAGGCGACUCUGUGUUUGAUCAUCGUCGUCUCUGAAGGAUUGCCGACAUCCAGUGGCAACACCAUGUUAGUAAUGCAGAGGUUCGGCAUCUUGAGUUCGGGCACAGAGAUGAUAUUGCAAUCGAUGUCAUCAUCUUGAAACACCGACUUCGGUGGCUUGGACAUGUUCUACGAAUGUCGUCCCAGAGAAUUCCACGUCGUGCAUUAUUUGCCGACGCUGAGACUGGUUAGAAGAGGCGGAGAGGUGGUCAGUGUAUGACAUGGUGUCGUGGUAAAAAGAAAGCUGUACAGGAUUAGCUUCUAUUGGUCCUUCACGACUCCCUGGUUGGGGUCCGAGAGAUGGUGCUACACAGUGGCUAGAGACGUUAUCAGAUAUGGCUCAGGAUAGAAGCCAGUGGCGAUCCUGUUGUAACCUUCUUUUACUUUCUUCAUAAAAGUGGUUGUAUCUUACUUAACUGAAAGAUUUCUUGUGAUUGUACAUUUCCGUUCACUCAUUAUUACUACAGUACCUUACACCAAUCUCUUCCUUAUUGUUCUUUUUUUCGCUCCUUACCUUUUUUUCGCUUCGAAUUCUCAUUGUUUUGUGUGGCGCAUAUAUAUUGGCGCUCUCUUGUACUAAUAUUUAUGUGUUCAACUAAAUAAAUUGACAUUAUCUAAGUAACUUGAAUGUUAUAUAUAUACCCACUUCAGAUGAAACUAGAAAAAUGAUGGAAUCCUAAAUGGUAAACUUAAGCACUGAAUUCAUGCUCAUCAUAGUCUGUUAUUACUAGCUAGUGUAGGGAAUUAAUUGCAACGAAUUGUAUUUCAGAUCAUCGUCGAUCAAGAAACAUGUAAACAAACGGAGGUAAUUUGCUAAGUAUGCACUUAUGGCUGAUCAAUUACAUUCCUGAAUAACAACAAUGAGAAAUUAUUUAACUCUUUUAAAGCGUUUAUCAUUUCUCAAAUAAUCGAGAGAAUUAGUUGAUUAUCUAAGCUUCCUGCGCACAACUUAUCUAAACAUACAUUUAUAUUCAUUGUACGCAAUUCGACAUAAAAAUCUAAAAUAAAUUCUACAAGUGAAUUAAUCUUUACUUUAAAGCUAAUUAAACUUUUAGCUUUUAAUUUAGACAUACCAUAGCAAACCAAUUGUAUUCGAAAACAUGAAAAAAACUCAAUCAAACGGGUAUCAGAUAUAAAAUACAUAAGCAAUACAACAGAUCUAUGCUAAUCAGAUUAUUUUAUUGUGAUUGUGAGUUAUGUAAGAAAAAUAAUCGAUGUACGCUGACUGGUGUUUUUAAAUAUAUUUGAAUGACGUACGGAAUAUGACAGAGCUUUUGAGAAUAGUAAGAUGAAGCGGAUCGAUGAUCAUGCAUAUGGUUUGUUAAACGACCAAAGUACCAUAAAGCUUAAAUCCAUAUCCUGAUAUAUUGCAACAAGACAGGUUUGUUCUAAAAUUCCCAUACACUUUAGAGAACUUACUCAGUAUUGAAAUAUUAUGCAUUCCACUAGUUAUUACAACUCCACAUGUUGUCAUUUUAGGAAGGUUAAGCUUGUUUCAUACUAUUCACAAUAAGCUUACUUGCGCCUGUUACCACUUAUGGAGGGUCAUUGGCCGCCCACAAGUAUUCUCCAUCAAACUCCGUCCAGAUCAAUCCUUUCCGGUUGCUAUUCAUACUUUUCAUGACUGCUUUCAAUUCCCGGCACAAUGUGUUCCUUGGUCUUCCUCUUUUCCGUUUCCCUUCAAGAUUCCAAGUUAGCGUUUGCCUCGUGAUGCAGUUCGAUGAUUUCCUCAAUGUAUGUCUUAUCUACUUCCAUCUUUUACUAAUUUCCUCUUCAGCUCGAAGCUGGUUUGUUCUCUCCAACAGUAGACUGUUGUUGAUAGCGUCCGGUCAACGGACAUCGAUUACCUCACGUAGACAAUUGUUUGUAAAUAUUUGUACCUUUUUGAUGAUGGUUGUAGUUCUCCAAGUUUCAGCUCCGUACAGUAGAACUGUUUUGAUAUUCGUAUUGAAAAUUCUCAAUCCGAUGUUGGCUUACAGAUAGUUGUUUUGAGUUCCAUAUGUUCUUCAACUGUGGGAAUGCGGUCUUUGCUUUUCCCAUCCUUGCCUUUACGUCUGAAUCGGAUUCUCCUUUUUCAUUGAUGAUGCUUCCCAGGUACGUGGAAGAUCCCAUCUCCUCCAAAGCUUCUCCAUCAAGUGUGAUUGGGUUGGUGUUCUUUGUGUUGUGUUUGAGGAUCUUUCUUCUUCACUUGUGUAUGUUGAAGCCUCUAUGCUCAAGCUAAUGUAAACUUUGUUGAUUAGACUGCAUAGAUGAGCCAACUUUUCUGAAAUUUUCAUUCAUAUAACAAAGACACUAAUUGAGAAAAACAUCGAAACGCUCUUCACAGAAUAUCUAAAAGAUUCAGGAAAAAACUAUUUAUAAAUAAUCAGUUUGAGUGAGAAACUUCUGAUGGUAUAUUAGAAGCCGUCUGUUGAGACUAGUUUGUAAAACAUGUAAUGUAGAGAAUGAAUCUAAAAAAAUAACAUUGCAGUCCCCAUCUGUACGGUAUCAUAAUAAUAUACGAUAUUAUUAUAAUAAUUAAUUCGAUAUAAUAUUCCUCCGAUUUAUGUGGUUUUUACUUAUCAUUCCACAGCUUAUGUUCCGUACUGAAGAAUUAACAGAUAACAUUUUAUACCACUUGAGGGAUAUUUCAACUUCUUCAAUGAACAUUUCUUUGUAAGCUAUACCUAGUUAUCGCAAAAAAGUGCGCUCAUAUUACUUCUAAACAAAGUUACCAUCUGAAUAUUACUCCAUAGUAUAUCAACUAAUAACUCACGCAAGUGAAUGUUAUACAAAAUAAUGCCUGUUCUGCUCAUUAUACUUACAAUUCACGUUUAUAUACAUUUAAAGCUGAGAAAAUAUCACCAUGUCUUUUCAUAUACACAUAUUACUCUUAUCAAGUCCACCAAACUAUUAUAGAACUCAACAAAAAGGCAUAAGGUUAGAUCAAACAGAAUAUCGUUCACUCUUAUUCCAAAUGUCAUUUUUACUACAAAAUAAUUCUUUAAAAAUAAGAAAAGGCAGAAGACAAUAGUAACAACAAAAAAAAAGAAAGAACAAGGAGAAGACUUAGGGAAAACAGAAAUACAUUUAUGUAAUUUGUCAUUCAAUCUUGAUUCUUUUAAACCAGUUUUAUUGACAUGAUCUUAGCGAAGGAAAGUCACACUAAAACAUGUGAAAAAAUACAUGAGACAAAACAAAAGAAGUGGUAGGAGAGGAACAAGAUUGACAAAGGAAAUAACCCUGAUUUUAUCACUGAAU
Molecule: messenger RNA, 5935 nt
Organism: Schistosoma haematobium
Lineage: Eukaryota; Metazoa; Platyhelminthes; Trematoda; Strigeidida; Schistosomatidae
Product: ATP-binding cassette sub- A member 3
Exons: 1
Coding region: 1395-1739 (114 amino acids)
Source: RefSeq, a predicted model, not a curated record